Messenger RNA from Serendipita indica DSM 11827, 1983 nucleotides. NCBI's taxonomy places the organism in Eukaryota, Fungi, Basidiomycota, Agaricomycetes, Sebacinales, Serendipitaceae. The record is from the annotation of a GenBank genome assembly.
AUGUACAUCAAUUCGUCGGAUUAUAGAGAAGCAUACCAGUCCAUCGUCUCUCAGCACAGAGCAGCCUCUGCGUCGUCCAUUCUCAUCGCUGUGGCACCCGAUGUCGACGCCCUCUGUGCAGCGAGCAUGCUCGCUACGCUCCUCCACCAGGACAAUAUCACGCACAGACUCACCCCUGUCGCUGGACUCUCGGCUUUCGCCGAUCUAAAGGAGGAACUCGCGCAGAAAGAACAGCUCAGUACACUCGUGUUGAUCAACUUUGGAGCCCAUCUAGAUCUCCCGUCAGAGGCCUGGUUCGGAGCUUUCCCAGAAAACCUUCAUGUCCAUGUCAUCGACUCUUCGAGGCCAUACAAUCUGUCAAGUUUGUUUGGUGCUGGCGCUGCCGAACGUAUCAUCGUUUGGGACGACGAGACAGCACCAAAGCUCACAGAUGUUAAGUCUGCCUGGUACUCCUUGGAGUACGAACCACUUCCAGACUCUGAUGAUUCGGACGAGGACGAGGACAGGGAGGAACCAGAACCAGAAGAAUAUGAUUCUGACGAAAUGGAGCGCCCACGAAAGAGAAGGCGGUUGAAUGACACGGAGGCAGAACCAAAACCAAAACGAAUGACGGAAGACGAGUACGAAGAAUACACGGCAAUUCUUGAAAAGUAUUAUGGAAGCGGAACAUUCCACGGACAAGCAGCGUCGAGCGUCAUCUACGUCCUUGCAACGGUGCUCGAGCGAGCGGACAAUGAUUUAUUGUGGCUAAGCAUACUAGGGUUAACUUAUCAAUAUCUUACCAGCCGAAUAUCACGAGACACAUGCGAAACUAUGCAUCAAAUCUAUUUCGACGAAGUGGCGCGUCUCAAUACAUCUCUACCGGCCAACGGCAAUGCCAAUGUAGCUUUACAUCCUGACGAUACGUCGAUUCGGCCAUCUGAGGAGCUGCGAUUCGCGCUAUUCAGACAUUGGAAUCUAUAUGACUCUAUGUAUCACUCGCCCUAUGUUGCCAGUAAACUCGGGAUUUGGAAAGAGAAAGGUCGCAAGCGUCUACAUGGGCUUCUCGCCAAAAUGGGCUUCUCCCUUGCACAGUGUCAACAAUCCUAUUCGCACAUGGAUACCGACUUGAAACGUGAGCUACGAGAGAAGAUGGAAGACAUUGCGCCGGAAUACGGACUUGUCGAGCUCUCGUACCCGUCCUUUGUGCGAUCUUUUGGCUUCAAGUCUCAGCCAUUGUGCGCUGCAGAUGUCGUCGACGGCGUUUCUGCUCUGCUGGAAGCAGCAGGUGGUUUACGUUUAGACGUCGAGAUUGAAGGUGGAAGAAAUGGAGGAGAGUGGUUUGGCACUGGCAGACAAUGGGAGAUGCGCCGAGACGACAACAAGGAGAAUCUUCCUGUGGCAAGAGACGGUGCGAAUGGGAAGUCGAGCGCCUUGUCGGGUACCCAGAAUGAAGACGAACAUUCGGAAGAUGAAUGGUGGAAGAACAAUUUCUGGGUUGCGUACGAUGCACUUAGUAAUGACACCGAACUAUUGAAUUCUUCACUCCGCCUUUCUAUGACUCUUCAACGUGCUGUCGUCCGGCAAGGGUCAUCGUUAAUCGAGAAAGGCGAAAUCAAGCGGAUGCGCAACUUUCAACUGGCGAUGCUAAAGGAAGGACCAGACCUUCCUAUCUUUGUGCACCCGGGCAAUCUCUCGCGGCUGGCGCUAUGGCUUGUAGAGGCGACCAGAGAUCGGAUCGACCCUAUCAACGUCACUCGCACAAAAAAGAAGGUACUUCCGUUUGUUCUCGCUUGUCUGGAUGAACGCAAGGGGACAUAUCUCGUUGUUGGUGUCUUAGCGGCUCCAGAGAUGGGCGAUUUGCGCAAAAAUCAAUUCGGUAUGGCCUUUCUAGAGGCCCAGAGCCGCUCCAACGCGAGAACAAGACAUUCGACAUUUGAUACAAAUGUCGUCGAGGUGGACAAGGAGGAUCUCACCUCCUUUCUCACCAAGCUGCAGAUUUAG